CAGCAAGCGAGGAGGCCCAUGUCGUCGUAGUGCGCGCUGCUUGCUUGCACUACUGGCUUGCGGUACAGUGACACUGUUCAGUGUGCACCACCUCACCCCAGCCACGGGGGCGAGGAGUGCUGGCGAGGCUAGAGCGAUAAAUACAUACGAGCGCUGCUGGUAUUAGAGAGAGAGAGAGAGAGAGAGAGAGAGAGAGAGAGAUGACGAUGAGGCAGUCGAGGUUCAAGAGGAUCUGCGUCUUCUGCGGCAGCAGCCAGGGCAAGAAGCGGAGCUACCAUGACGCCGCCAUUGAGCUCGGCAACGAGCUGGUGGCGCGGAGCGUCGACCUGGUGUACGGCGGGGGCAGCAUCGGGCUCAUGGGGCUCGUCUCCCAGGCCGUGUACGACGGCGGCCGGCACGUCAUCGGGGUCAUUCCCAAGACGCUCAUGACCCCAGAGAUAAGUGGCGAGACGGUGGGGGAGGUGAGGCCGGUGGCAGACAUGCACCAAAGGAAGGCGGAGAUGGCGAGGCAGUCCGACGCCUUCAUCGCCCUGCCCGGAGGGUACGGGACGCUGGAGGAGCUGCUGGAGGUGAUUACGUGGGCGCAGCUGGGCAUCCACCACAAGCCGGUGGGGCUGCUGAACGUGGACGGUUACUACAACUCGCUGCUAACGUUCAUCGACAAGGCGGUGGAGGAGGGGUUCAUCAACACAAGCGCCCGCCGCAUCAUCGUGCUCGCCCCGACGGCGCAGGAGCUCAUGGACAAGCUCGAGGAGUACGUGCCUUACCACGACAGGGUGGCGUCGACGCUGAACUGGGAGCUGGGCCACUAGGCUGCUGACACUCGCGACGCCUGGAGCGAAAAUGGACGAGACAGGCCAUGGAUCGGCGGAGGAAGCUGGCUAGUCGUCAGAUUGGGAUUCUUUUCUGUUUAAACUUGACGCGCGCAGGUGGAUUUGGAGUGCUGAAAGUUUGGUUGGUGUAGCAAGAGCGUGCGUGCGUGCACAAGGCUCUGCUCGUUUUGUAUAUGCGUGUUCGCCUCGACCGGGGGCGUACGGCGUGGACGGUGUGGUAGCAAGUUCAGAACUUGACCGGUACUCCCCACACCCUAUCUAGUAGUAGUGGUAGCAGCGGUGCCUGCCUAUGUAUGCUAGUAGUUUAAAGAUGCUGAAUCGAUUGACUACGGCAACUCAACUCAA
Molecule: messenger RNA, 1178 nt
Organism: Phragmites australis (common reed)
Lineage: Eukaryota; Viridiplantae; Streptophyta; Magnoliopsida; Poales; Poaceae
Product: probable cytokinin riboside 5'-monophosphate phosphoribohydrolase LOGL10
Exons: 7
Coding region: 201-812 (203 amino acids)
Biological process (GO): cytokinin biosynthetic process
Cellular component (GO): cytosol; nucleus
Molecular function (GO): hydrolase activity, hydrolyzing N-glycosyl compounds
Source: RefSeq, a predicted model, not a curated record